UAUCCUUCAGCAAAUGGCCGAAAGCAACGACACCAACAGCGUGACCCCAGGGACACCAAUGAAAUCGGAGGUGCUGACUUCAGGGUCAACAUGCGAUCUUCAGGAAUGUCAAGAAGUGCCGCAGGUCAUGGGAGAAAUGGAAAGCGCAUCAGAAAUGCAAAGCAUCUUUGAAUCUCAACCUAUGGGAGAAAAGGACAUUACUGAAGUGGAUGGCAUUACUACGACCCUUGGUGAACACUUGGUAGCCAAAGGCUUUGACAAGGCCUACAUACUGUUGGGUCAGUUCCUUCUCCUCCACAAGAAUGAGAGAACCUUCCAAGACUGGAUCAUGACCAAGUGUGGAGCCUCCCCAGACGAAGCCCAGCAGGCCUGUCGAUGUUUAAAAAAUUGGUGUCAUUCUUUCUUGUAAAGACCGGGCCACCCUCCCAACACUGCCCCUGAGCCACUCUUGGCUAAUUGCCAGGCCUCUCCUAGACAUGGAAUUAAACUACUCACCCCAGAA
Messenger RNA from Tachyglossus aculeatus (Australian echidna), 502 nucleotides. RefSeq names its product BANF family member 2 (gene BANF2). Lineage: Eukaryota; Metazoa; Chordata; Mammalia; Monotremata; Tachyglossidae. Bases 14 to 409 code for a protein of 131 amino acids. Gene Ontology annotation, molecular function: DNA binding. The record is from RefSeq and is a predicted model, not a curated record. The transcript is spliced from 4 exons.